GCUUGGGAUUGGGAUAGCGAGAGGCCGAAUACGGGAUCAAUUCGACCACGUCCCACGCGACAAUUCAACCCAAUCCGACCAUCGACGACUCGCCCAACAUGGUCGGCUCCAUACUCCGCCAGUUCUUCUCCCCGGCGACUCGUCGUCCCCUCACCACAGCCCUCUCAACACCACCAAGCCGCCUCAUCCAACCAACCAUCCGAACAUUCACAACCUCAGCACCCCGCGCAUUCGCCCCCACAACAGCUCGCCCAGCUACACUGAACCAAGUACUCCGCGGUAUCCGAAAAGGCAAGCGCGCACGCCACGCUGUCUCUCCUGCUCUGUCCAACACAAAUUGUCCCGCUCUGAAGGGUGUCUGUCUCCGUGUUGGUGUUGUUCGACCCAAGAAGCCCAACUCUGGUGAGCGAAAAACCGCUCGUGUGAAGCUUUCCACUGGAGCUGUUGUUACGGCGUAUAUUCCUGGCGAGGGACACAAUAUUCAGCAGCAUAGUGUUGUGUUGGUGCGAGGUGGACGUGCACAGGAUUGUCCUGGUGUGAGAUACCAUCUUGUUCGAGGAGCUCUGGAUCUGGUACGUUCAAUGCCUGUUGGCCUCGAAUUGAAGUUCUGGCCACAUCUAUAAUACUUGUCGUUAUACUAACUACUCCAGGGUGGUGUUGCGAGCCGAACAA
Fusarium oxysporum Fo47 is the source of this 672-nucleotide messenger RNA. Its product is annotated as mitochondrial 37S ribosomal protein uS12m. Bases 99 to 623 code for a protein of 174 amino acids. The record is from RefSeq and is a predicted model, not a curated record. Gene Ontology annotation, cellular component: small ribosomal subunit; ribosome. Gene Ontology annotation, biological process: translation. Gene Ontology annotation, molecular function: structural constituent of ribosome. The transcript has a single exon. NCBI's taxonomy places the organism in Eukaryota, Fungi, Ascomycota, Sordariomycetes, Hypocreales, Nectriaceae.